Molecule: messenger RNA, 1847 nt
Organism: Zootermopsis nevadensis
Lineage: Eukaryota; Metazoa; Arthropoda; Insecta; Blattodea; Termopsidae
Product: angiogenic factor with G patch and FHA domains 1
Molecular function (GO): nucleic acid binding; protein binding
Source: RefSeq, a predicted model, not a curated record
UGUCGAUCACAGUUUAGCCGCAUACUAUAUAUAUAGGCCUUAACCAUAGCAGUGUGAAGUGGGUUUGCUAUUGUAUGCUCUAUUUAUUAAUGUUAAAGUUCAUAAAAUGAAUGUAUACAUAUAAGAAAAGCUGUGAAAGAGUUACAGGUGAAUGCAUCGUAUGAGUGAUAAAGUCACGCUAGAAAUGACAGAGCAAGAUUCCAGUCUAGACAGCGAAAGUGACUGUGACAUUCCAUCCGAUUUUGGUAUUUGCCCAUGUGAAGCUGAAUUAGAAAGGCUCCCAGACGUUGUAAUAUUUAUUAAACGCCUUCAGAGUUUCAUUUAUAGGCAGGAAUCUAGGUUAAAUAAAAUACGCAAAGAGCUUGUAGAACACAAGUCAAAGAAGAGGAAAAAAUGUAACGUUGCAACACAAACAGAAGAUUUAAAUGAAGUCCAUUCAGAAAGUAUUCAAGCUUGGAGCAUGGAAAGGAGCGGUGAGGUGGAUGAAAGACAGAGUAUGGCAGAACAGGUGAAACAAGCAGCUCAGAAUGCCAUGCAGCAGACAGGUUUUGUUUAUGAAGAGACAUCUGGAAUGUACUAUGAUUACAGCACUGGGUACUAUUACAAUGCUGAGUUGGGUUUGUACUAUGAUGGUAACUCAGGUACCUACUAUUAUUACGACAAUAAAAGUAAAGCAUUCCAGUUUCACUCACAAGUUGAAGCAACUCAUAGUACUGUUUCCUUUGGCACCUCUGGUGCUAAUUAUGAAGAACGUGGGAGCAAAAAAGGGAGCAAGAAUAGGGACACUAAAGAAAGUAAAAGCACUAAGCAUGACAGUAACAACAGUGACGCAGAGUCUCUGGAGGAAGGAGAGUGUUUGGAUAGCAGUGGGGAAGAAGGGACGAGCAGUAGUGGUACAAGCAGCGUACAUGAUAUGGAUAUUGAUCAGGAGGUGUCUAAAGUUUGGCCACCAUGUAUUAGGAUCAUUAUCAAGGAAACUAAUAUUGAACAGUUGAAAGUUGGCACUCUCUUCAUUGUUACUUGCACCGGUGGAACAAUGGGCCGAGAAGGCAAUCACGCAGUGUCUAUUCCAGACAUCAAUAUCAGCAAACACCAUGCCAAAUUCACAUUUGAUGAGUCAUUAGGAAAGUAUUACGUGACUGAUUUCGGUAGUCGUAAUGGCACUUACCUGAAUGGGAAACGCCUGUCAGUAGCAAAGCAGGAAAGCAUUCCUCAUGAGGUAGUACAUGGAAGUAUGCUGCAAGCUGGUGGCACAAAACUGCUGUGUCAUAUCCACGCAGGACAAGACACUUGUGGACACUGUGAGCCGGGGCUGGUGCAGCAAGCGAACACGGCGCCAGGUGAAGACAAGGCUAGAAACGAAAAUAAAAAACAUUGUCAUAAAAAAGAGUUGAGAAGAAUACGGCGAAAAUUUGGUUUAGAAAGUUCGGAGCCCAACAUAAAAGCUAUAUCUGUGCCUGGUUAUGAAGACAGGGCGCAGAUUCGGCGCGCCACCGUCGGCUCUCAGGACCAUCACGAGAAGACACAGACUGCAUUGCUAGAAGAGCCCAUCCAUUCGGAUAACAAGGGCUACAAACUUCUGACUAAGAUGGGCUGGAGCGAAGGACAGGCGCUUGGCAAGGGUGAAGACGGACGCGUCGAGCCGGUGCCCCUGGUGUCCCGAAGACAGAAAGCUGGAUUGGGUUCCUCGUCUGCGGAUCUUCCGGGAGUCGCCGUCCCCGUCGACCCGACAACUGAACGCAAGAAGGCUAUAUGGCUCAAGACGCAAAAGCGUUACCAACAAAUAUAAUAGUAACUUGUAAUGUAGAAACAAGAUCAAACAUAAAUUCGAAGUUUUUUGCAUUGAA